UGUAGCAAGCCCAUUCCAUUAAUGUAUUAUUUGUCUACACAACUGUGUUAAUUUCCAUAUGAGUAUGAUUGAGCGUGUGUCUGCACUUCUAUCCCUAUUCUAUUCCCCAUUGGUUGUGACACAUAGAUAAUCAAUAAUUUAUCUACACUUGAUUGAUACUCAAAGAUAUAUAUGGAUCUUUUAACACAGACACACACACACUUUGAUUUUUGACUCACUCGGUGCUUGCUUGCUGUAUGCUUGCGGACUUUACCAAGUUUUCACAAUAAACUAUCUCUAUAACUGAUUUUUGGGCUUUUUAAUGAUCUCGAGUAAAUCGAUAAUUCUACUAGGAGAUUAAGCCUGUAUUAAAUACUCGGUUAAUGAGAUAUCUUUAUUUGGAGUCGAAUAUAGAGGAAAUUUAUCUCAACAAACUUGGUUAACCUCUACAAACUGGUGAGCCGCAUUUAGAACACGCGCCUGUUUCUCUACAAAAUCUGCUGCAUAUUCUCCAAUCAUAAAGAACUUCAUAUUGGAAUUACUAUUGCAAUUAUUAACAAUACAUUGACAGUCAGUUAAUUCAUCUAUAACAUUGUUGCUUUGGAAUUAUUACUUUAUAUUUGCCUAUUUAAACUCAAAGUGACCUUUGUUUUCGGUGAGUCUCAUAUAUAUUUCUUGUUGUUAUUUUCGACUUAUUCAUAUCAUAUAUUUCAAUCCUCAGCUUAUUAUUAUUGCUAUUGUUAUUAUUUCUUCGUAUCAUGUCACUUGAUAAUUCACCAAGCCUUUCAUCUAAGUCUAUUUCCGUGGGUGCCAUCUCUGUACCUUUACCUAUCUUUAAUCCCCGAAAGGCCGAACUGUGGUUUGCACGCUUAGAAAGCUUUUUUGUUGCAAACAGAAUCACAAAUCAGAACACAAAAUUUAGUUAUGCAAACUCAUUGCUGCCAGACGAUGUUAUAGAACAAGUGUCUGACGUCAUUUUUAAACCGGAUCCAGACUCACCAUACGAUUGUCUAAAAAGAGAGGUCAUUCGUGUUACAUCUCUCACCGACCAGCAAACAAUUGAUCAACUUUUAGCUAAUGUAGAGCUAGGUGACAGUACACCAUCUCAAUUAAAACGCCACAUGACAAAUUUAUUGGGGAAUCGUACAGUAGAUAAACGUCUAUUCUAUCAAUUGUGGCUCAGACGUCUACCACAAAACAUCCAACAGAUACUAGCAAUCGGAGACGAGGAUAUCGAUUUUGAUAGGCUAGCAGAUAUAGCCGAUAGAAUUUACGAGCGAACUAGGACGCACUCCGUAUCUCACAUACAAUCAAACUCAUCUGACGAGAUCGCCGAGUUGCGACGAACAGUCGAAGUCCUCGCUAAUCAGAUAGCUCAGCUCCAAUUUUUGAAUACCUCCCACAGCAAGCGGAAAGGAAGGUCUAGAAGCCGUAAACGUCGUAGUCCAAGCACCAUUCGACAUAACAUUUGUUGGUACCAUAAAACGUACGGUAAGCAAGCUAAAAAAUGUACUCCUCCCUGUAAUUUCGCAAGCACACAACAAAGAGACCAUCAUGAACGUCGGUUAAUGACGACUGCAGUCGCUGAACACAACUCUCAAAGCAGUCGCUUGUUAUAUGUUACAGACAAAAGGACUGGAACACAGUUCUUAGUCGACACUGGGGCAGAGGUUAGUGUAGUACCACCCACUACAUUGGAGAAAAACACACCUGACCCCAAACUAAAACUACAAGCCGCAAACAGAUCUGAGAUCAAGACGUACGGCAAAAGGCAUUUACAAUUAAAUUUCGGUCCUAAAUCCAAGUUUUCAUGGAACUUCAUCAUAGCUGACGUCCUCAUUCCUAUAAUCGGCAUUGAUUUUUUACAAUCCCAUAAAAUACUCGUAGAUGUAAGAAAUCGGAAACUUGUCCUUGCUGACCAUAGCAGCGAAAUUAGAGGGAUUAUUUCUAACGAGACAUCCAUACAUUUAUUGAUCAAACCUCAUCGUGAGAAUGACAAGUACGUUAGUUUACUUAAUCAGUUUCCAGACUUAUUACGACCGAAUUUCAAACGGGACAAACUGACACAUACCGUCGUACAUCAUAUAAAGACAGAGGGUCCACCAGUGUUCGCACGUCCAAGACGCCUUGACCCCUCUCGUUUGGCUCUAGCAAAGAACGAAUUCAACAAAAUGAUAGAGUUGGGUAUCAUACGCCCCUCCGAUAGUCCGUGGGCAUCACCGCUCCAUUUGGUACCCAAGAAAAACUCUUCCGAAGUUAGACCGUGCGGUGACUAUAGAGCUCUCAACAGCCGUACUAUACCAGACAGAUAUCCACUUCCACAUUUGCAUGACUUCACUCAUAGUCUAUCUGAUGUGACGAUUUUUUCAAAAGUUGAUCUCGUCCGCGCUUACCAUCACAUUCCAAUUCACCCGGACGACGUUCCCAAAACAGCCAUUACUACCCCAUUUGGAUUAUACGAAUUUGUUCGCAUGCCUUUCGGAUUAAGGAAUGCUGCACAAAGUUUCCAGCGUUUUAUCGACCAAGUAGUACGUGGCUUACCUUUCGUAUAUGCUUACAUAGAUGACCUUCUUAUCGCAAGCAAAAAUGAAAAUGAACAUCUAAUUCAUCUGAAAAUGCUUUUUGAGAAGCUAAACGAGUAUGGGUUAACAGUCAACCCUGACAAAUGUGAGUUCGGAAAACAAUCCCUUACCUUUUUAGGUCACGUAAUUGAUAGUCAAGGCAUCAAACCAGUUCCUGAGGAAACACAAGCCAUCAAAAAUUAUCCUUUACCUGAUUCAUUCAAGAAACUACGACGUUUCCUUGGGAUGAUCAACUUUUACAGACGUUUUAUUCCGAAAUGUGCAGACAUAGCAAAACCGCUAACUGAUUUAUUAAGGGGACGAGCUAAAUCAUUGACAAUGACACCGCAAGCAAUUCAAGCAUUUGAACAGUUAAAAAGCACAUUAAGCACUGAGGCAUUACUAGUACGUCGAAAGGUUGAUGCACCUUUAGCAGUAAUGACCGAUGCCUCUAAUGUAGCAGUAGGCGCUGUGCUUCAACAACAUGUCGAUCAACAAUGGCAACCCCUUGCAUUUUUCUCAAAAAAGCUUAACGCAACGCAAACAAAAUAUAGCACAUUCGGUAGAGAACUGUUAGCUGUCUACCUAGCCAUCAAGCACUUUCGGUAUAUGUUAGAAGGCAAUUCUUUUACGAUAUAUACGGAUCAUAAACCUCUAACUAAGUCCUUGAUGCACAAUCAUGAUAAAUACAGUCCGCGCGAAAUUCGUCAACUAGAAUUCAUUUCGCAAUUUGCAGCUGAUAUACGAUACAUAAAAGGCAAUGCAAAUGAGGCAGCAGAUGCACUGUCGAGAUUAAGUAUCAAUACCUUCUCGAUCCCUGAUAUAAACUAUCAAGACAUAGCAAAUAUUCAAAAGCUCACUGCUGUUAGCAUCAACAGAGUAAAACCACCGUUUUUAAAGUAUACUGAAAAAAACACAACCAUAAAACGGUCUAAACCUGCAUCAGAGCAAGCACCAUACAGACUAACCGCAACAAACAUUACUUCACUCCGAAGUACGCCAACAACAGAAACCACAACAAGAUCAGGAAGAAGAGUACACUGGCCAGAUAGGUAUGUAGCAACCACCAUAUUUAUCUAAACCAAGUCCUGAGAUUGCUCUUAUAACACAAAAAUCCUUCUUUAUUUUCAUUACUAUUUUUAUUGGCCCCACGGAUCUUCAUUAUGCUUACAUUUUAACUUUAUGAAAUUCGUUGAUGUUAAAUAUACAUUUAUACAUACAUGAUACAAAGCGUUUCAACACACAAGCUGUUAUGACAACUUAACGCUUACUCAUCAUCAUAUCAAAUUGUACAUUUAUUUUAAAGACAAUUUCGUUUUUUAUCUCUUUGUCGAACAUAGAUGUUAAUAAAAAUUUUUUUUGUAAAUAAAAACAUCAAUGUUCUGGAUGGGAGCUUAUGUAGCAAGCCCAUUCCAUUAAUGUAUUAUUUGUCUACACAACUGUGUUAAUUUCCAUAUGAGUAUGAUUGAGCGUGUGUCUGCACUUCUAUCCCUAUUCUAUUCCCCAUUGGUUGUGACACAUAGAUAAUCAAUAAUUUAUCUACACUUGAUUGAUACUCAAAGAUAUAUAUGGAUCUUUUAACACAGACACACACACUUUGAUUUUUGACUCACUCGGUGCUUGCUUGCUGUAUGCUUGCGGACUUUACCAAGUUUUCACAAUAAACUAUCUCUAUAACUG
Messenger RNA from Schistosoma spindalis, 4220 nucleotides. NCBI's taxonomy places the organism in Eukaryota, Metazoa, Platyhelminthes, Trematoda, Strigeidida, Schistosomatidae. The record is from the annotation of a GenBank genome assembly.